Molecule: messenger RNA, 556 nt
Organism: Asparagus officinalis (garden asparagus)
Lineage: Eukaryota; Viridiplantae; Streptophyta; Magnoliopsida; Asparagales; Asparagaceae
Exons: 2
Coding region: 67-366 (99 amino acids)
Source: RefSeq, a predicted model, not a curated record
CCUUCAAUUAAAGAAACAAAAGAUAAAAGAAGAAAAGUGAAAAGAAAAGAAAAAGGAAAGAAAAGAAUGGCGUCACUUGAUGGACCAGUCGACGGAGAUUCAUUUCCGGCGGUGAACGCCACCAGAGAACUGAACCUUGGUGUGCCGGAGGAAUUCCCUGUGGACCCCAUCUCAUCUGAUGUGGAAACCAGCAAAAAGCUCAAGAAGGAAGCAGAGGCAAGAGAAAGAGCAGCAGCAGCUGAAGACGCUGAAAAAUGCAAGUGUUGCUUCAGCGGCCCUCUGGGUACCACGCUCACCGUCGCUGUCGUCGUCGCGGCCGCAGUUGGCGUCGCCUUUUUCGUCACCAAGAAAUUGAAACACGCGUAGAAGUCUCAAGGAACGGGGAUAAGAGAAACCAGAGAACAAAAAUGUUUUGUUACUCGUUUGCUUUUGGAAUCUUCCUAAAGUUUUAGGCAGAUCAUGCGCCUUGAUUUUGUAGGCAUAUAUGUUAUGAGAUUUUCUUGCUUCUUGUACCGAGUUUUCGUUUCAAUAAAGGAACAAUUAAUACUUUUUAUUA